Cantharellus anzutake is the source of this 2453-nucleotide messenger RNA. RefSeq lists its product as uncharacterized. Gene Ontology annotation, molecular function: protein kinase activity; ATP binding; protein binding. Lineage: Eukaryota; Fungi; Basidiomycota; Agaricomycetes; Cantharellales; Hydnaceae. Gene Ontology annotation, biological process: protein phosphorylation. The transcript is spliced from 9 exons. The record is from RefSeq and is a predicted model, not a curated record. The coding region runs from base 113 to 2218 and encodes 701 amino acids.
CAGCCGCAUUACGACGUCUGCAUCCGAGUCAACCGACGAUCAUAAACCCCCGAUAACACACACACCCGUAUACUAGUACUCUUUCUUUUGACAUGAACCCACUAAGUACCGGAUGGGACAGCCGCACUGCCACGUGACAACGAGGCCGCGGGGUAAUAAAUCAGGUUCUCCUCCCCCUCACACAAACUUCACAGACAACCCUCGUCCUUCUCCAAACGCUAUGCCUUUGUUCAAAUUGAAGAGAGCCGGUGCCAGGGCUAUGUUUGCGACCUUCCCCAGUCUGCCGCAUUGGCGUGAUCUCGCCUCCGAAAUAUCCUCUCUUUUCGGUAUUCCGCAAGAACAUGUCCGUGUGGCUUACCUUAAUAGAGACAAGGAGCCAGUCACUUUUAAUGAUGACGCUAUGCUGCAAAAUUACGUUCAGUCGCUCAGGAGCCCCUAUCCAGCCAUCAAGUUGGUCGUAGAUGAUGUCAGGUCCCCUGACCUCUCGAUACCUGGAACGUGGUUUUUCAAGUCAAAUAUGCCUUCCGUAACAGAGACAAUCCCACUCAAGCUAUUUGGCUGGGUGUUAGACAAAUCCUCCAACCCAUUCUCGGUCACCAUCGCAAAGAGUGAGACCAUUGAUGACCUGAAGGAUGCCAUCAAGAAGAAGAUAGGACUUGAUGGGCUUGCCAGUGAUCUGGUUGUCUGGAGAGUUUUCAUUCCUGCAGACAGGGAUCUUGCGGAGGAAGUUCGCACUCUCUCGCUGAAUGAUAAGGAAUUGCUAGGGGCUAUGGACUUGUUAUCAGAGGCCUUUCCUAAUCUGCCCCAAAAGGGGCUUCAUUUUGUCGUGGCGGCGCCGCCCACUGACAGAAAGAGGAAACGUGAGGACCCAGUCGAUAUUUCAGCGAAAUUGUACCAUAAAUGGAAUGUUCCGCUCCCCAAAAUUCCGACCAUCAUUGAUCUGCGCACCUAUCUGGAUGCACCACUUGAUCCCGAAGAGAAAAUCCCUAUUUCCGAUUUCCAAUGGCGCAUGCUGCUGCACCUGAAUUCACGUUUCAAUGAUUUUUACACUGCAGAAGACCUUGAGGUGCUCUUCAUCAAGAGCGAGGACGAAAUGGCGAACUUCUUUUUCAAUGUGCAUAUGGCAAUUACCAGGGCCCCACCAUUGGGUACUGAAAAUUCCUUCCUUCCAUUCUGGGACCGCAACAUUCUGGAUCUUCUCACGAUGUGUCUCGACAAUUUCAUGUGGAUACGCAACAGCGACCACGACACGAAUACUGGAUCUUUCAGGCCUGAUUUAGGUCUCCUUUUUCAGCGUACUUGUUUAUUCCGGGGGGAGGAGAAAAGGCCACCGUAUGGCGGGAAGCAUCCUCGUCAGGAGCUCAUUGACAAGACUCGAUGGGCCUAUGGUACUGCUCCGUAUGUGCUUGGCUACUAUGCCAUUGGUGCUGAUGUUACGCUUGCAGCUAUUGGGCACCAAAGGGGACAAGUAGUUGUAGAAGACAUUCUAGCCGGAAAUCUAUCAACGGUGAAGGGACGUAUCAAAAAUGCGGCAAGGAUGAUCCGGCUAGUCAAGGUUCUCCGGGCAUUAGAAGGUACCAUUUCAAAAGAUGUAGAUGCUGAUAUGCUUCCACUGAUUCGUGAUGAUGGCAAAUCCAUUGAAUUCUUGGAAAAGACGAUACGGAAGUUCUACCCAAUAGAAAAGCAACCCAGAAUAUCUUUUCUCAAAUCUAUCUAUGACCAACUCAAGAGAAAACGCGUGCCAAAUGUCGACUUCCUUAAGAAAAUCAAAACCACUGAAGAUGGAUACUUCCUUGAACUUGGACCUCGAGAUGUCAAAAAUGCGGUUAUCUGUGUCCUCAAGGCCCUCCAAGUGUUACAUACUGAGCCGCAAGUGUUCCAUCGAGACAUCCGCUGGCCAAAUGUGAUUCAAGAUAUUACGGAUCGCAAGCGGUGGUUCCUCAUUGACUGGGAAGAUGCUGCCAUGCUUCCAACCAAAGCGGCCCCCAAUCUGCAUCCUCAAACUCAUGCACCACAGGUAUUCGAGGAUGAUCAUGGGGCAGAGGUUGACAUUUGGGGUGUUGGGGAACUUAUCGCUACAGCUGGUAUUGAUCUUGAUGAAAACAUCGAGUCUCUGGGACAGAGGAUGGUAGAGGGUUCUAUUUCAUCAGCCGAGCAGGCUCUUGUGAAAUCUCGAAUUCGCUCGGUGUCUCGCUUCUUCAUACAACCCAGUAUAUAGAAUGAGACGUGUCUACCACCAUAUUGCUUGUCGUCAGAUAAAUCUGUGCAUUGUGCCGAAGACGAACUCGCAGAUGGACUGGAUGCUUCCAUUCUUAACCAAUACGGUUUUUGUAUCCUUCCCACUGUCCACAUCAACUGAUCGAGGGUCUUUCUCGACCGUUGCACAAGGCACGAGCCAGACCAUGUCAGGAUUGUUCCGAUCCCUCUAGCAAUGCAUCACUCCCCAAAUUCUU